Sesamum indicum (sesame) is the source of this 4855-nucleotide messenger RNA. RefSeq names its product indole-3-acetaldehyde oxidase. Lineage: Eukaryota; Viridiplantae; Streptophyta; Magnoliopsida; Lamiales; Pedaliaceae. Gene Ontology annotation, molecular function: iron ion binding; oxidoreductase activity; 2 iron, 2 sulfur cluster binding. The record is from RefSeq and is a predicted model, not a curated record.
UUUAAAUUAUGAUUUUCUUUGAUAUUUAAAUAGAUUGCAACAAUUAGAUAGAUGCGUUGGUUGAAGUCACUCUCCACUCAUUUACAAAUGAUUGCAACUCAGUGAUUAGUAAGAAACAAGAAUCUAUGGCGUCAGUUAUAUGCAUGUUAUCCAGACAUUUGAGGUUGUAGUUUUCAUGUUGUUUGCGUCUGUCCCAGAGUAGACAUAGCCUGUCCGUCUGCUCAUUCUCCUUUCUUGUCACUUCUCCAAGUACCAUAAAGCGGCAGGCUUAGGAGCUUUAGAAGAAGAGAUGGAGGCGAAGCAGAGUUCACCACCGCCGCUGCCGUCAGCUGGGGAUGACUGCCUAGUCUUUAAGGUCAAUGGGGAGAGGUUUGAAGUCACGGAGAUUGACCCAUCAACUACUUUGCUGGAGUUUUUGCGCUCCAAGACCCGUUUCAAGAGUGUCAAGCUUGGUUGUGGUGAAGGUGGUUGUGGGGCUUGCGUUGUGCUGCUGUCGAAGUAUGAUACUGUGAAUAAGAAGGUUGAGAAUUUCACUGUGAGUUCAUGUCUUACACUUCUUUGCAGCAUAAAUGGCUGUUCAGUUACAACAAGUGAAGGCCUUGGGAACAGUAAAGACGGCUUCCAUCCAAUCCAUCAAAGAUUUGCCGGAUUCCAUGCUUCGCAGUGUGGCUUUUGCACUCCCGGAAUGUGCAUGUCACUUUUCUCAGCUCUUGCCAAUGCUGAGAAAACAAAUCAGCCACAAGCUUCACCUGGAUUCUCCAAGCUGACAGUUUCAGAAGCUGAAAAGGCUAUAGCAGGUAAUCUUUGUCGAUGUACGGGUUAUAGACCAAUAGCUGAUGCCUGCAAAAGUUUUGCUGCAGAUGUUGACAUGGAGGAUUUAGGGAUCAAUUCUUUCUGGAAUAAAGGAGAUAAGAAGGAAAUAAGAUUAAGUAGAUUACCAUCCUAUAAUCCAAAGGAUCAUACGUGUCCAUAUACUGAAGAACUAGAAGAUGAGUACAAGUCCACAAGGCUUUUGAAUUCUGAAAAAAAUUCAUGGUACAGUCCAGUAACUAUUAAGGGACUUCAAAACUUGUUGCACUCUGAUAUGGUUGAAAAUGGUACAAGGAUCAAGCUAGUUGUUGGUAAUACAGGCAAUGGCUAUUACAAAGAAACAGACAUUUAUGGCAAAUAUAUUGAUCUGAGGUACAUCCCCGAGCUUUCAAUGUUCAGAAAAAAUCACUCAGGUAUUGACCUUGGAGCAGCUCUACCAAUUUCCAAAGUUAUAUUAUAUUUGAAGGAAAAAAGUAAAGCCAAUGAAUACUCAAGUGGGGACCUGCUGUUCACCAAAAUUGCUGAUCAUAUGGAAAAGGUCGCUUCAAGCUUCAUUAGGAACUCAGCUAGUCUUGGUGGUAAUUUGGUGAUGGCUCAGAGGAAGUAUUUUCCUUCAGAUAUUGUUACUUUACUUCUUUCUGCAGGUUCAAGUGUCAGCAUACUGACAGGUCAUAAACAUGAAACAAUGACAAUGGAAGAAUUCUUGAGCAGACCACCUUUGGACCCCAAAGAUGUGCUUUUGAGUGUCCACGUUCCUUUUCAUGAACCAACAAGAAUUGAUGGUUCAGUUCAUACUAAUUCGAGGUUGUUUUUUGAGACAUACCGUGCUGCACCACGGCCUCUUGGAAAUGCAUUGCCCUAUUUAAAUGCUGCCUUCUUGGCUGAUAUUUCUUGCGAUAGAAAUGGAAGUUUAGUAAAUAAUAUCCGGCUGGCUUUUGGUGCUUAUGGGACUAAACAUGCGAGACGGGCAAGGAAAGUUGAGGAAUAUCUGACAGGAAAAACUCUUAGUCCCAGAGUUUUGGAUGAAGCAAUUAAAUUGGUAAAAGGUGCUGUGGUAUCUGAAGAAGGGACUUCAUAUGCCGCUUACAGGUCAAGCUUAGCUGUUGGUUUUCUUUUUGAAUUUCUGAACAGCUUGUCCAGUGUUGCUUCUGCAAUAUCUGCUGGUUCGUCUGAGGAAUUGAGUGGUUCAGUUCUGGAAGGAGCUGCAAAAAGUAGCAAUGAUAAAAUUACUCAAACGGGAAAGCCACCGUUGCUGUCAUCUGCAAAACAGGUUAUGCAAUCUAGUAGAGACUAUUAUCCAGUGGGUGAACCAAUGCCCAAGUUUGGUGCUUCCAUCCAAGCUUCUGGUGAGGCCAUGUACGUAGAUGACAUUCCUUCACCCCCAAAUUGUCUGUAUGGAGCAUUUAUUUGUAGCACGAGGCCUGUAGCUCGUGUGAAGAGCAUUUCUUUCAAGUCUAACCAACCAACUGAUGUCAUCUCUGUCAAAGAUAUCCCAAGAGAAGGGGAGAAUAUAGGAUGUAUGGCCAUGUUUGGUUCUGAACCUUUAUUUGCUGAUGAUCUCACUAGGUUUGCUGGUGACCUUAUUGCUUUUGUGGUUGCAGAGACACAAAAGAAUGCCAAUUUGGCUGCAAAAACUGCUCUAGUUGAGUAUGAUACAGAAGGCUUAGAUCCUCCCAUUUUAACUGUUGAAGAGGCUGUGGAAAGAUCAAGUUUCUUUGAUGUUCCUCCUUAUCUAUAUCCUCAAGAAGUUGGUGAUUUUUCAAAAGGAAUGGCUGAAGCUGAUCACAAGAUUCUCUCCGCUAAGAUAAAACUAGGUUCACAAUACUACUUUUAUAUGGAGACACAAACUGCACUUGCAAUUCCCGAUGAGGACAACUGCAUGGUAGUUUACAGUUCAAUUCAAUGCCCUGAGUUUGCACAUAGAGUGAUUGCAAGAUGCCUUGGUGUUCCUGAGCAUAAUGUCCGUGUUCUUACAAGAAGAGUUGGUGGAGGUUUUGGUGGAAAGGCACUAAGAGCAAUGCCGAUUGCUACAGCAUGUGCUCUUGCAGCUCAUAAAUUACGGCGUCCAGUCAGAAUUUAUCUAGAUAGAAAAACUGACAUGAUAAUAGCAGGAGGAAGACAUCCAAUGAAAAUAACUUACAGUGUUGGAUUCAAAUCCGACGGGAAGAUCACAGCUCUGCACCUCGACAUAUUGAUAAAUGCAGGGAUAACUGCAGAUAUAAGCCCCACAAUGCCGAGUAACAUGAUGGGUGCACUUAAAAAGUACAACUGGGGAGCUCUAUCUUUCGAUAUUAAAGUAUGUAAGACAAACCAUUCUAGCAAAUCUGCGAUGCGGGCCCCAGGGGAGGUGCAGGGAUCUUUCAUUCCUGAAGCUAUCAUAGAGCAUGUAGCUUCCGUGCUAUCAGUGGAAGUCGAUUCUGUGAGGAAUAGAAAUCUUCACACAUACGAAAGCCUAAAAUUGUUCUACGGGAGUGCUUCUGGGGAAUCCAUAGAGUUUACUUUACCUUCUAUAUGGGACAAGGUGGGACAAUCAUCAAGCUUUGAUGAAAGGAUUUCUAUGGUAGAACAGUUUAACCACUCUAAUAUAUGGCAUAAAAGGGGAAUUUCUCGAGUGCCAAUUGUGCAUGAAGUGUUUGUAAGAUCAGCCCCUGGGAAAGUAAGUAUACUUUGGGAUGGAUCUAUUGUUGUAGAAGUGGGGGGAAUAGAACUGGGACAGGGGCUCUGGACGAAGGUUAAACAAGUGACGGCUUAUGCUCUCAGUUCAAUACACUGUGAUGGAAUCGAAGACUUAGUAGAGAAAGUGCGAGUCGUACAGGCAGACACCUUGAGCUUAGUACAAGGAGGCUUUACUGCUGGAAGCACAACAUCUGAAUCGAGUUGCGAAGCUGUUAGGCUAUGCUGCAAUAUCUUGGUUGAAAGAUUAGCCCCCCUUAAGGAAAAGCUUCAGGAGCAAAUGGGUUCUGUGAAAUGGGAUGUUCUGAUUCUCCAGGCACAUUACAAAAGUGUAAACUUAGCAGCACAUUCAUUCUUCGUUCCCGACUCCAGUUCAACAAAAUACUUGAACUAUGGUGCUGCAGUAAGCGAGGUAGAGGUAAAUAUCCUAUCAGGAGAAACCAGAAUACUGAGAACAGAUAUUGUGUACGAUUGUGGCCAGAGCAUGAAUCCGGCAGUGGAUUUGGGACAGAUUGAAGGGGCUUUUGUACAAGGACUUGGAUUUUUCAUGCUUGAAGAAUAUCUGACUAAUUCCGAUGGAUUGGUGAUCGCGGAUGGCACAUGGACAUAUAAGAUCCCGACUAUUGACACUAUUCCGAAAGAAUUCAAUGUUGAAGUGCUCAACAGUGGACAUCACCAGAAACGUAUUCUCUCAUCCAAGGCUUCUGGUGAACCCCCACUACUCCUGGCAGCAUCAGUUCACUGCGCCACAAGAGCAGCCAUUAAAGAGGCAAGGAAACAGCUUAAGUCUUGGGGAGCUAUGGAGGCUACCGAUCCAACGUUCCAGGUUGACGUUCCUGCUACGAUGCCUGUUGUUAAGCAACUCUGCGGGCUGAAUAACGUGGAGACGUACUUGCAGAGCUUGCUCUCUAAGUCAUGAAGCUAAUCGUUGUUUCUAUAGUUUUGCCUGUGGAACUCGAUGGAUUAACUGACAACUGCAAGACGAGGUUACAGUAUUUGUGUGUGUUGAAAUCUUGAAAUGAACACUUCAGUUGAUAAACGUAUUUGUUAGAAGAAUGUCGGGAAGGAAGUUCAUCUUGCUGUUGUACAUUUGGAAAUAAAAGAUAGGAAGAAAUCAAACAGUGGAAUGGAGUUUGUGUUACAGCUGAAGAAAGCAGCAAAUAAAACCUCAUAUCGUCUCUCACUUCCGUAGCUAACUUUUGAGAUAAGUGUUCUUCAAAGUUCAUAUCAAAUGGUACAAGAACCAUCCGCUACUCCUCCCAGUUGCAAUCGUGAGGCAUGGAUGGUGACGGUGGUAUUGCAGAGUCCGACUAGGACUGGAUUAGACUAGCGCACGCUUGUCUAAGUGGAUGUUAGUGCAGGUAUUGCAGUG